Coffea arabica (coffee) is the source of this 1416-nucleotide messenger RNA. RefSeq lists its product as uncharacterized. The record is from RefSeq and is a predicted model, not a curated record. Lineage: Eukaryota; Viridiplantae; Streptophyta; Magnoliopsida; Gentianales; Rubiaceae.
CAGUGCCAGUGUGCCACUUCGAAGAUGUCGAAGAGAGGGAGCAAUUCCUUCAGAGAAGAAGUGAAGCGCUUUUUCUCUCGCACACAACACACAGUUGGCAGUACUACACGCUUAUUAAUUAUUGUUUGUUACUGUAUAGCUACCGUGUGACUGUGUGAGAGUGUGAGAGAGGGAGAGAGGGGUGGAAGGAAAAUGUUGAGUACACUGAAAAUUCAGCCAAAAACGACGCCGCCUCGAGUUUAUCCCAGGUGUAAUGCCGGAGGAUUCAGUAACCAUCGCCGUUUUAAUUUACCGUUGAAUAGAAACCGGCGGUUUGUGUCUGUGUCUUUGGAGCAAGCUGAGCCGUCGGAUUCAUCCUCUCAUCUGACCUCCACCGUCGGAUCAUCAUCUUCUUUAUCUCCCGUUCAAUGGACCCUGUCCAGUCGCCACCUUAGCAUUCUCAGUUACACGGCUUGCGCGGUAGCAAUAUCAGCAACCUGGCUUUUCUGCUGGGCGAUUCCAACAAUGCUGGCUUUUAAGAGAGCAGCUGAGUCUUUGGAGAAGUUAAUGGACGUCACAAGAGAGGAGCUUCCUGAUACAAUGGCUGCAGUUCGAUUAUCUGGGAUGGAGAUAAGUGACCUAACCAUGGAGCUUAGUGACAUUGGUCAAGAAAUUACACAAGGUGUCAAAAGUUCUACUCGAGCUGUUCGGGUGGCAGGGGAAAGAUUGAGGCAGUUGACUAAUCUGUCUCCAUCAGUGCCUGUGCAGGUGGUAGCUCCGAUGGAGGCGAAGGAUAAAGUACCAGUUCUAGCUAGAACAGCCAGAGGCAUAAGGAUUGGGAUUGUAAAGGGUCGUGGAUUUUUUCAAAUGAUUUUCACCCUCACUCAUUUUUAUAGGAUUGUCUUGAACUUCUUCAAAGCUCGAGCUAAGGCAUGAAUUGAGAUCUUGAAGUCACAUGUUACUUGGAGAAUCAGGAACUUCGAUGAUGUUUGCUUCAGGGACAAAGAAAAUUUCAGAUCUUAUGACGGAAUAUACCAGAUAUAAAAGUAGUGCAGUGAAGGAACAUAAGUUGGGCUUUUCUAUUGAUAAUCUUGAUGGGAUUAACUCUACCUGGUUCUAUAGUGUUUCAGGCGGGUAUGGUUAACAUAUGUACAUGGUUUUCUCAGGCAUAUCUGGUAAUGGACCUCGUGUCCAUCUGGAUGAGAAUGAACUGUUGGAGAUUGUAUUGACUCUUGAGCUUCAUGUAAGGGGAUUUGCUGCAUUAUGUUUCUCUCGUACCCACCAAACAAAAAAAAAAAAAAAGGAGAGAGAAAGGGGAUUUGCUUAAUUCUGAUCCUAGAUGUACUGAUUUUGGUUGUUUUUUUUUUGUGUGUGUGGUUGUUGGGGAAUGCCGGAAUGAUAUAUAUGUUGGGAAAUUUUCUCCUCCAUUGUAUAGCA